GGGGGUGGCGUGGCAGAGCACAGUGCCUCCCCUAGAUAUAUACUAAUAUCCUUCCGCUAGAUUGCGCGAGCAGCGGCUGGUGCCGUGGCCGCCGAUUCCAGAAUAUCUUCCGCCGGAUCCAUAAGAGGAGGAGACGGCCGCUUCAAGAUUAAUACUUCUUUUAUUGCUGCACCGCUGUAAUCUCCCGGCAUAUCUUCCACCUCCGCUGCCCUACCUUCCGGUUCCCAUCACGGCUGCGUCGCCGAGGAGUCUCAGAGCUUGUUAGGUGCCGCAGGAGGGAAGAUUUCAAAUUUGUUUUAUGGCCAAGGAUAUUUGAGGUUGUGCUUGUUAAGAACUAGGCUCUUGCAGCUAUAUCCAAUUCUACUACUGAGUUUUCCUUGGCCCAAACAUUUUUGUGUCCAAGACUGGUAGAGACAGUCUCAUUCUUUUUAUGGGAGAAUAUAUGACUUUAAAAUCUAUGAAGAACACCUUUUUAUGUCAGAAGGAGAAAUCAAAGUCAUCAGUAAAUUUUUUGGAUUUAUCCUCAAGCUCGAGUUCGCCAGUUGUGGAUGGUGUUUGUUUUGUUCCUACUUCAGAAGAUGAUCACCAUUUGUAUAAACGAAGGAGGAUGGACAAGAAAUGUCAUUUUGUUCCGACAAAUACAAAUGGAAAUAAGAAUAGGAGUACAAGCAGAAAUGUGAUCAAGAGUGCAACAGAUGGAAAUGCGAGGAAAAGUACAACCAGAAGUUCUGCAACUUUUGAAGAUAUUUCGCCCCGGGUCCAAAAAUUUGGGAAAGCACUUAUUGUUCCUUCAGAUGGAGAAGUUUCAAAAUCUGAAACAAACAUUGUUGAAUAUACAAAAGAAUAUAAAGAUACCGCAGAAGCUUCUAAAAGUUCUUGGAAAAACUCGUCAGUGUCACUUUCUACUGUGGAUGAUAGGAAGUCAAUUUCCAUAUCAAGCAGGCCAUCUUAUAUAAAUCACAAGGUACAGGAUUCCAGGGAGUCUGAUACAGAAUCACUUAUGGAGUUAACAUCAAGGGAGGUUUGCAUAUCCUUGCUCGAAAGGGAUAUAGUUCUCAUCGAAAAAUCAGAGCUCAGCAGCACAUCAACUACAUUAACCCAUGAUGAUAAUGAAAGCAACACUUUAUUUGCAUGCAAGAGUUGUGGGUCUUUUGAAGAUCCAUGCCGCAUGUUAAUAUGUGAUCGUUGUGAAGAAGCAUUCCACUUGCUUUGCUGCCACCGUCGCAUCAAGAAAAUACCAGAUAAUGAUUGGUAUUGCCUGGAUUGUUCAAGGAAGAAACCUAAGAGGCAGCGUGAGAUGUUGCCGAGUACAAAAGGAUCAGCCAAGCAUAUUCAAAGACCUCUCCAAGUUCUUGGCUCAAAAGGAGAUAUGUUGACGAAUGCUGAACCAUAUGAAACUCAAGUAAGGAUUGGUAGAGACUUCCAAGCAGAAGUUCCAGAGUGGUCCGGUCCAAUUUCUGGCAGUGAUGACUAUUUUGUUGAACCUGCUGAACUUGAUGCCACUGAAAUGACAAAUCUGAGUUUGCAGUUGUCACUAAGGCGUGAGGACAAGAAAACCAGCAUUGGUAACUGGAUUCAGUGCCAAGAAGUCUUGGACACAGGUGCUAUUUGCGGCAAGUGGCGGAGGGCACCACUUUUUGUCAUUCAGUCGAGCGAUUGGGAUUGCUCAUGUUCAGUUCUUUGGGAUCCAAUUCAUGCUGAUUGUGCUGUUCCGCAGGAAUUGGGUACCGCUGAAGUGCUUCAGCAACUGAAGUACAUAAAUAAGCUGAAGCUGCGUCUGGACAGUUAUAAGCAGAAACGCUGAAAGAUCUACAACCGUCAGAACAGGAUUUGUCGGCAAAGAAACCUGCAGAGAGGGAAACCGCCGCACCAGUCCCAGCCCUAGUCCCUCCUGCACUGUACCGCUGAUGGUUGAAUCUCUAGCUCAGUUAUCCCCAGUUGGCCUUGGAAUGAGGAGAGGUUCUGUGGCGUCGCCUCCGACCAUCUAGUUCUGCCUCCCGGCAAUGUCUCCUUGCUUUUGAAGCAAAUGGCCUUGCUGGUCGAGGAUUAGAAGCGAGUUUUUUUUAUCUGUUCUUUUAGCGAGAUGUAGAACCGAAGGCUCCCGUUACCGUCAGGCGAGCCUACAGCCUUGUGGAGUGAAAUCGUGAUGGAAUUUGUGUUUGACCCUGAACAGUAGGGGAGCCCUUGUCGAGUUUAUUGAUGCACUGAUUGAAUGGAAAGAAUCAUUAUGCAUCACAUUUGUUUGUUA
Molecule: messenger RNA, 2248 nt
Organism: Triticum dicoccoides
Lineage: Eukaryota; Viridiplantae; Streptophyta; Magnoliopsida; Poales; Poaceae
Exons: 9
Coding region: 431-1804 (457 amino acids)
Molecular function (GO): zinc ion binding
Source: RefSeq, a predicted model, not a curated record